AAUAUGACCAGCGUAUUUUAUGUGGAACCCGAAUUAGUCAUUGCCCUAAAUAGGAGUGUUAUUUUUGUGAAUCCAAAUGACUUGCAAAUAUUUAAGGAAAUCAUUUUACCAGAGGACUUGACAAGCUGUGGCUUAAAAGAAGGAGGAAAUGUAAACAAUGAGGAUAAUGAACAAGGUGAUGAGAAAACCACACAUAAACAAAAUCUGACCAAGGAACUGCCAACAAUACAACAUGUUAAGAUGUCACCGAAUCGCCAACUGGUGGCCAUAACCACUUCAGGACAAAAAGCUGUGCUGUUAUACACCUUGCGACCUGAACUUGCUAAAUUGGUGUCGAUAAGAAAUUUGGCUCGUGCCUCCAGUGCCAUUACAUUUAGUGCGGAUUCUAAACGUUUGCUGGUGUGCGACAAGACUGGAGAUUGUUAUGAAUAUAGUUGUGAAGAUUUCGAGGCAGCUCCCAAAAUUCUAUUGGGUCACUUGAGUAUUGUCUAUGAUGUAUUGUGGUCAGCGGAUGAAAAAUACAUUGUAACCUGUGAUAGAGAUGAUAAAAUACGUGUUACCAAUUAUCCCGAGACAGCAGAAAUCCACACAUACUGUUUGGGUCACAAGGAGUUCGUCGCUGGCAUGGCAUUGCUGAAUGAGAACACUUUGUUAUCCGUUUCUGGUGAUAAAACCCUAAAACUGUGGAACUACAAAGAAGGCAAAGAAUUGAAGACAAUCGAAUUACCAGCACCUGGUAUUAAAUUAGCUUUAAAAUGUCACAAUUCAAAUAAAUUUGAAUUGGCCGUGUUGUUGCAUCAACCCAAUGAAUGUGUGGUGCAAUACGAAAUUACCCAAGGAGAAAAUGGACAAUGGGAAUUUAGUGUCGGGGAGGUGUUAAAUUUCCCAGAUGUUAUUUGCUGCAAUUUGGCUUAUGCCGGAGAACGUCUUUAUGUUGUGGGUGUUGUCAAUGAUCAUUUGACGAUAAGAUUGUCACCCCAAAGCCCCGAGCCACCAACAAAUUGGUUGAGCGUCAUAGAAGAACAAUUCAAAGAUUACACCUGGACACCCGAAGAUAUCUCAGCAUGGUUUAAAAAGAAAUUCGAUAAUGUUAGUGAAUAUUUGGAACGUAAAAAGAGACGCAUCGAAGAGAAACAAAAAUAA
Musca vetustissima is the source of this 1143-nucleotide messenger RNA. RefSeq names its product tRNA (guanine-N(7)-)-methyltransferase non-catalytic subunit wuho (gene wuho). Gene Ontology annotation, cellular component: cytosol; tRNA methyltransferase complex; nucleus. NCBI's taxonomy places the organism in Eukaryota, Metazoa, Arthropoda, Insecta, Diptera, Muscidae. Gene Ontology annotation, molecular function: protein binding; tRNA (guanine(46)-N7)-methyltransferase activity. The transcript has a single exon. The record is from RefSeq and is a predicted model, not a curated record. The coding region runs from base 4 to 1143 and encodes 379 amino acids. Gene Ontology annotation, biological process: RNA (guanine-N7)-methylation.